AUGGAUUCCACGCGCAGACCUGGGAAAUACAGAGUGGAGCGGGAAGUGCUGGAUGAGCAGAGACUGGAGGAGGUAACGCAGAGAAAAACACACUCUGACACCCUUCCUUCUCUUACUGAAACCCUUAAAGACUCCUUAAGAUGUACAGCACCCAAACUGAAGCGAGGUGUGUUGAGCUGCCUGCCCGUGUUGUACUGGCUGCCCAAGUACUCGAUCUGGGACUACGGCAUGCCCGACCUCAUCUCUGGCAUCAGCGUGGGCAUAAUGCACCUGCCACAAGGUUUGGCUUACGCACUCCUGGCUUCUGUACCUCCUGUAUUUGGCCUCUAUACGUCCCUCUAUCCACCGUUAAUCUACUUAUUUUUUGGAACAUCACGCCAUAUCUCCAUUGGUACAUUUACCGUCCUCAGCAUCAUGGUGGGUAGUGUGACGGAAAGACUUGCUCCAGACACAAAUUUCCUUAUUAAAAACGGGACCAAUAACACGGCAGAAGUGGACAUAACUGCCAGGGACUUGUACAGGGUGCAGGUGGCGGCUGCUACCACUGUCCUAGGAGGACUGAUUCAGGUGGUUCUGGGUUUGGUAAAGUUUGGAUUUGUGGGGACAUACUUGUCAGAACCUCUGGUGAGGGCUUACACAACAGCAGCUGCAGCCCAUGCUGUUGUGGCACAACUCAAACACGUCUUUGGAGUUUCUCCAAGUCGGUCAAGCGGGCCCUUUUCACUGCUCUAUACUCUGAGGGAUGUGUGCGUGCUGCUGCCACACACUCAUCUUCCCACGCUGUGUGUCAGCGCCGUGUCCACGCUGUUUCUAGUCUCUGCCAAGGAGCUCAACUCCUUCCUGAGUCCCAAGUUGCCGGUGCCCAUCCCGAUGGAGCUCAUCACAAUUGUGGCAGGGACACUAAUAUCAACCUAUACCUACUUGAACCCCAACUUCACUAUUUCAGUUGUUGGCGAAAUUCCUAAUGGUCUAAGUUAUCCCAGUGUACCGGAUACAAGUAUUUUCAAAAAUGUUAUCGGCGACGCUUUUGCAUUGGCAAUGGUUGGAUACGCCAUAUCAAUCUCACUAGGAAAAACAUUUGCACUGAAACAUGGCUACAAUGUGGACAGUAACCAGGAGCUGGUGGCGCUGGGUCUCAGCAACGCGGUGGGAGGCUUCUUCCAGUGCUUCUCUGUCUGCUCCUCCAUGUCCAGAAGUCUCAUCCAAGAGACCACCGGAGGAAAAACACAAAUGGCCGGAGUGGCCUCGGCUCUCAUCGUGUUGGUGACCAUACUGAAACUUGGACCUCUGUUCCAGCAGCUGCCGACGGCCGUCCUCGCAGUGAUCGUCUUAGUAAAUCUUAAGGGGAUGUUCAAGCAGUACUCUGACAUUGUCACACUGUGGAAGCGCAGCAAGAUCGAUCUGGUAGUGUGGUUGGUCACCUGGGUGUCAACCCUGCUCCUCAAUCUGGACCUGGGUCUGGCAGCAUCAAUCAUCUUUGCUCUGAUGACUGUCAUCUUCAGAACUCAGAUGCCAACAUACUCUGUUCUGGGAAAUGUUCCAGGUACAGAACUAUACGUAGAUAUGGAGACCCACAGAGAGGCAAGAGAAAUUCCAGGUGUUACUAUAUUUCGCUCCUCUGCUACGGUAUAUUUUGCCAAUGCUGAUCUCUACCUCGACGCCCUGAAAGAAAAGAGUGGGCUGGACAUCAGUAAAAUGAUCAUCUAUAAGAAGAGGCAGGAAGCCAAACAGAGACGUAGAGAAAAGCGAGCUGAGAGACGAGAGAAAAGGCGAGCCAAGAAAGAGGUCUGUAUCCUACAAACAUUCAUUGAAAAUAGACGGGCACAGGUGUUCUCCUCCGUGGAGGAGGAGGCGGGCCGCGCCGAAAGGGAGAACGGCACGGUGUUCGUCGUCCCGGUUACGCCUCAAACAGCGGACGGCCCCGGCAGGUGGGAGUACCUGAAGGGAGCGGAACCAGACGGCACCAGCUUGGGGUGGAUGUCCGAGCUGCAGGACGGAGACACCACCACCCUGGGCUCCAGCAGCGAGGACACGCUGAGCCGCGACCUGGAGCGCGUCUCCCUCGGCUCACUGGGCAAGUGGACCUGGGACAUUCACUCCAUCAUCAUUGACCUCUCCACGGCCAACUUCAUCGACACGGUGGCUAUCAAGACCAUGAAAAAUAUCUUCCAGGACUUCAGUGAGAUCGACGUGGAUGUGUACAUGGCUGGUUGUCAAUCCUGCGUGGUGGAGCAGUUGCAGGUGGGGGACUUCUUCUCCGAGUCGGUUACCAAGAGGCAUCUUUUUGCCUCCGUUCACGACGCUGUGCUCUACUGUGUGGAUCAGCGUGGAUCAACGUCGCUGCCCGGACACGAGCCUUCAGGGGUGAGUGCGUGGGACGCUUCGAUGCUCUUUGUUGAACUAACGUUACUUUGAAUCAUUUCGUGUAACGUUUUGAUUUCAGGACACACACGACGGCACAAAGCUUUAAAGACUUCGACCAAACCGGAAGUCCAGCAAUGAAGGUGGAAAGACUCUCUCAUCUCAACAUUGACUGGGGAAAUAUAAGGAACCUUUCUAAUAUUUUAUUUGUAAAUGAAUAAACCCCAGAAGAGAUGCUUCGAUCACAGUACCUGCAUUUUUGGACUCUUAUACACGCCGAGACCCGAGCCAGGAUUUUAGACAAGAUGAUUGAUUACUUUUAUUUAUCUUAUCUUUGAAAAAGGAAGACAUAAGUUUAAUAUAUCUUUAUUCAAAGUGGGAGGACAAUAAAGGGCCUUUUUAGAGAAAAUUACAGGUAAUAAAAUGAAACCCCUCAACAAUAGCUUUCAAGAAGAAUCUGUUAGAAAAUAAUUCAAGGAACAAAUACAAGACAACAUGCAUCACACAGACAGUGUGAGGCUUUUUUGGUCGUGGCGGCAUUAACAAGGUCGGACAUUGAAAUGUUUGCAGUGGCCAUUUCAAUUUUUAAGUGCAAUUUCUGCUCAUAGCAACAACAAAAAGACUGUGAAGCUAACGCAUGCGAAGAGAUAUCUUUAGUCUCAACUGUUCUAGUGCAACAUUACUAAAGUCUCUAGUGCAACAUUGGAAAAUAAUAAGAGAUUACAAAAUAAAACUAUAACAAUAGGUAUGCAUUGAUUUUACUUUUUCAGUCCCAAUACUGAUACCAGUGUUUUAGUGUGAAGUUGUUUGUCUCACACACAGCCUUCAAUGUGUGAAGCAACAUCCCAAACAUUGCUUUCCCUAACU
Pungitius pungitius (ninespine stickleback) is the source of this 3228-nucleotide messenger RNA. RefSeq names its product solute carrier family 26 member 6, like (gene slc26a6l1). Bases 1 to 2415 code for a protein of 804 amino acids. The transcript is spliced from 18 exons. Gene Ontology annotation, cellular component: plasma membrane. Lineage: Eukaryota; Metazoa; Chordata; Actinopteri; Perciformes; Gasterosteidae. Gene Ontology annotation, biological process: transmembrane transport. The record is from RefSeq and is a predicted model, not a curated record. Gene Ontology annotation, molecular function: bicarbonate transmembrane transporter activity; chloride transmembrane transporter activity; secondary active sulfate transmembrane transporter activity.